Molecule: messenger RNA, 1444 nt
Organism: Eucalyptus grandis
Lineage: Eukaryota; Viridiplantae; Streptophyta; Magnoliopsida; Myrtales; Myrtaceae
Product: NAC domain-containing protein 92
Exons: 3
Coding region: 177-1274 (365 amino acids)
Biological process (GO): regulation of DNA-templated transcription
Molecular function (GO): DNA binding
Source: RefSeq, a predicted model, not a curated record
UUUUAACUUCGUUCCAUCCAUUUAUUCUCCUCCUCUCUCCCUCUCCCCUCGCAAUCUUCUUCUCCACUGUACUCUCUUCGAUCUUGUAGUUUUCUUUAUUGGGUUCUCUCUCUCUCUCUCUCUCUCUCUCUCUGGUGCUGCCAAACCCUUCGAGAGUUCGUGAGCUUUCAGCUGCCAUGGAAGACGAAAUCGUAGAACUGCCUCCGGGCUUCAGGUUCCACCCCACGGACGAAGAGAUCAUCACUCACUACCUCACCAAGAAAGUCCUCAACCCCAAUUUCAACUCCUGCGCCAUUGGUGAGGCUGAUCUGAACAAGUCCGAACCCUGGGAUUUGCCUAAGAAAGCGCAUAUGGGGGAGAAGGAGCGGUACUUCUUCAACCAGAAGGACCGGAAGUACCCGACGGGGAUGAGGACGAACCGGGCUACGGAGUCCGGCUACUGGAAGGCCACGGGCAAGGACAAGGAGAUUUUCCGAGGGAAGAGCAACCUGGUCGGGAUGAAGAAGACCCUCGUCUUCUACAAGGGAAGGGCUCCGAAGGGGGAGAAGACUAACUGGGUCAUGCACGAGUACCGCCUCGAGGGCAAAUUCUCUUACUACAAUCUCCCAAAGGUCUCAAAGGAUGAGUGGGUGGUGUCGAGGAUUUUCCACAAGAGCACUGGGAUCAAGAAGAACGAGAGCGGUCUGAUUCCGGGCCUGUUUCCGAUCGAUCCUUCCGGUGAUGACGAGCUGCCGAAUCCUUCUCCUUCUCCUUCGCUUCCUCCUCUCAUGGAUGACUCUUAUUUCGCGAGGCCAAUCUCAAGCUUCCCGAAAAGUGAGAAUGAUUUCCCAGGCAUGACAAGCGCGUCUGCACCAAGAUCGGCUGAAGGAAAUUACGGGGACGAAAUGAAUGGGUUCCACAGGUUCAACCCAAGCAAUACCAACUACCAAACAGACCCAAGUAGCUCGGCCUUCAGCUCCAUGUUCUCCGGGCAAUUGUCGUUCCCCAUCUCGCCGUAUGAUGGCAUAGAUAAUCCGGACUUCUUCUUGGGAUUCGGCUAUGGAGGCAGCGACAAUACUCAGGCGAUCAUCCGAGGGAUGGCGGCGAGCCAACACGAGACGCGGGGCCUGGAGCAGACGCUGAUCAAGGGAGAGCAGUUCGCGAUGUCGAACAACAAGUCCAUGGUCAGCCACUCGCAGGACACCGGGCUGAGCACUGACGCAAACGCCGAGACAUCCUCCUCCGCCAUCUCCAAGCAUGAAGCCGGGAACUUCUCCGACUUCCUCUGGGAAUAGCACGUAGCGCCACCAGCUGGCUUCAUCACCCGCAUAUACAUACGAUUCAAUUUCACAAAUAGAUCCAGCUGUCUUCUUUGUUUCGUAGGAAUCUAGUUAGGCCAUGAGUUGAUUGUUAUGUGUAGCUGUUGUUGUACAGAUUGAUGAUGAAUUUCUGAACAUUCUUCAGA